GUCUUAUUCAGUAUAUAAAUAGGUAGAAGGCAGGGUGGAGAGAUAAACAGGUAUUGUUUGUGUGAGUCUCAUCUCUUCCUUUCAAUGGCAACUCAAGGUCAAGUCAUCACCUGCAAAGCUGCGGUGGCCUGGGAACCCAAUAAGCCCUUGACAAUAGAAGACGUUCAGGUGGCUCCGCCUCAGGCCGGCGAGGUUCGAGUUCAAAUCCUUUACACUGCUCUCUGUCACACCGAUGCUUACACUUGGGGCGGCAAGGACCCCGAAGGUCUCUUCCCCUGUAUUCUCGGUCAUGAAGCUGCUGGGAUCGUGGAGAGUGUUGGAGAAGGUGUUACUGAUGUUAAGCCUGGGGAUCAUGUCAUUCCCUGUUACCAGGCUGAGUGUGGGGAGUGCAAGACUUGCAAAUCAGGGAAGACCAACCUUUGCGGCAAGGUUCGCUCUGCCACUGGAGUUGGGAUCAUGCUCAAUGAUGGCAAGAGUCGGUUCUCGAUUAAUGGAAAGCCCAUUUAUCAUUUCAUGGGAACCUCCACUUUUAGUCAGUACACAGUUGUCCAUGAUGUUAGUGUAGCUAAGAUUAACCCCUUAGCUCCUCUGGACAAAGUUUGUCUUCUUGGAUGUGGUGUUUCAACUGGCCUUGGAGCUGUCUGGAACACUGCAAAGGUUGAACCAGGGACUAUUGUUGCUAUUUUUGGCCUUGGGACUGUUGGGCUUGCUGUUGCAGAGGGGGCAAAAACUGCUGGUGCAUCCCGGAUUAUUGGCAUAGAUAUUGACAGCAAGAAGUUUGAUACAGCGAAGAACUUUGGAGUCACCGAGUUUAUAAAUCCAAAUGAACAUGAUAAACCAAUUCAGCAGGUCAUAAUUGAUCGUACUGAUGGUGGAGUUGAUUAUAGCUUUGAGUGUAUUGGAAAUGUUUCUGUGAUGAGAGCUGCUUUGGAAGCCUGCCACAAGGGCUGGGGGACCUCAGUUAUCGUGGGUGUUGCAGCAUCAGGUCAGGAAAUAUCAACCCGACCUUUCCAGUUGGUGAGUGGACGUGUCUGGAAAGGGACUGCUUUCGGUGGCUUCAAGAGCAGGUCACAGGUGCCUUGGCUCGUAGACAAGUACCUUAAGAAGGAAAUCAAGGUUGAUGAAUACAUUACCCAUACUUUGACUCUCUCUGAGAUCAACAAGGCUUUUGAUCUUUUGCAUGAAGGGGGGUGCCUUCGUUGUGUGCUUUCAACACAAGAAUGAGGUGAUAUAUGCUAUCCAGGGCUAGUUUAAUGAGAAAUGGAUGUGUUGGUUUGCAGUUCCUUCGUGUUGUGAUUGUGGUUUAAAUUUCAAAUAAAUCUGGAGUGGUUAUAGCUUGUGAGUAAGAUCAUGUUGGUCAAAUUUGUGUUGAGAAGGGCCACACGGUGAACACUUGAUCAUCCUUUUUGAGUAUGGCUAUGGUAUUAUCCUAUUUUACCUCUCA
Vigna angularis (adzuki bean) is the source of this 1444-nucleotide messenger RNA. RefSeq names its product alcohol dehydrogenase class-3. Gene Ontology annotation, cellular component: cytosol. Gene Ontology annotation, biological process: formaldehyde catabolic process. Lineage: Eukaryota; Viridiplantae; Streptophyta; Magnoliopsida; Fabales; Fabaceae. The record is from RefSeq and is a predicted model, not a curated record. The coding region runs from base 85 to 1224 and encodes 379 amino acids. Gene Ontology annotation, molecular function: S-(hydroxymethyl)glutathione dehydrogenase [NAD(P)+] activity; zinc ion binding. The transcript is spliced from 9 exons.